CGUGGUGUUCGCCUGAUCAAGCUUUUUCAAAAACAUUUCAAGGACAAACUGUUUUCCCUAAGCUUGAGGCAGACAACUUAUGAAACAUACAGAAAAUUAUUUUAUUGCGAAAUUAAACUUUUGUAAAAUUAGUGGAUCUCGAAGCAAUUUGUUCUUAAUUCAAAACCCUCUAUGCUGCUUUCUCUUUUGUCCUGUUGAUUAAAGGUGAUGGUUUUGAUGCCUUUAAAAUUUUGAUGAUUCAGUAAUCAUACGGGACCUUUUUGUGCUUAAAACAAACUCAUUAAAGAAAAUGUUUUCACUUUUUCGCCACGCACUACGGAGCAGCAUAAAUAAAAAUAAAAUUGUAUGUCUUAAGAAUUGUAAAAUUUAUCAAAUAGUUGAGGCGGCAGCAUCGAUUACACCUGUUAUUUUCGCACACAGCAAAUCUUUUGCUUCUGACACUUCAAAGAACAACAUUAACAGUAACAAUAAUAUGGAGAAUAGAAAUGACAAAAUAUCUGUAGACAAAGCGGAAUUGAGGAAACGUUUAACCCCUUUACAGUAUCAAGUAACUCAAGAAGCAGCCACAGAACGGCCAUUUACUGGCUGUUAUAAUAAACAUUACGAGAAAGGCGUUUAUCAAUGUAUUGUCUGUCAUCAGGAUUUAUUUAGUUCCGAUACCAAAUAUGAUUCCGGUUGUGGUUGGCCGGCUUUCAAUGAUGUCCUGGAUAAAGGAAAAGUAACGUUGCAUCGUGACGCCAGCAUACCAGUAGUCAUUUCAAAAAUGCUAGGCAUGAUACGCACUGAGGUGCGUUGUUCAAAAUGUGGCGCUCAUAUGGGUCAUGUUUUUGAUGAUGGUCCGCCACCAAAAUAUCUGCGUUAUUGCAUCAAUUCAGCUUCUAUUAACUUUGUUGCCCAACCAGCGAAACCAUCAUCAUCCAACCAGGCGUCGGGAUCAGCUUCAACAAAUCGUAGAAACUCUCAGCAAAGUGGACAGCCAGCCAAAAAAUAAGUUCAUUUCGUUAUAAGUCGUAAUUUUCAAACAAACAAAAAAAAAAAGAAGAAAAAUCUCAUAUAACAUCUGAUAUACAUAUGUACAAACAUACAAUCGUCAUCAUUUACAUAAUUUAUUAUGGCUUUUUUUUAGUUAACUAAUUUGUUGUGCUGGUGCGUUCUUCAUUACAUUCACCACCGGUCUAGUAAAAAAUAGUUCUCUAGACCGUUUGCAAUCGCGAAAACUGUAUGAAAGCGAAAAGUGAUAUUGGACAGAGCAAGAUUUUCAAUCUAUUUAACUAUGUCCGAUUGUCUGUUUUCGCAUAAAUCGAAAAUGGGUAGAAACUUUGCCAAUACGCUUUUGAAUUAAUUUCAUCAAAGAUAUAACUUGAAGCUAAGCGUGAUUUGUGACACACUAAAAAUAAAUGUUAAAAUACUUAAAAAGAAAAAUUUGUAGAAGUUUUACGUUUAUAGUUUAGGGACCAUUGCAGACAUCGUUUUGAUGUUCAUUUAAUAUUUCCUUCAAGUCCAAACGAGAAACUGUUAUUAACUAUAACUAAGUUCCAUCCAUUUAUUUUGUGAUCAAUGCAUUGCGCUCUGUAAGCGCAGAUGACUAAGAUUCCUACACAGAAUUAUUGGGUAUGGGGUUACUAUAUCUACUUUCCUGGCACACACAGCUUCUUCGGGCUUUCUAUGUCCAUGCUAACUGGCGGUAUUACCCUAGAAGCCAGAAAAUUCCUAUGCCUGCUUUUACUAGUUAGCAAAGAGAAGAUGCAAACGUAUUUCGAGCUUCAUAUUAUUACCUAGUUAUACUAUGUAUAAAAGAAGAUCUUGUUCGCAGUGAAAUUUUCCCUGUUUUGGAAUAUGAUUUACUUAUCCGCUCUCCAUGAUGAUAUUCAGCUAUUAUUUAAAUCUUAACUUAAGUAAUAAAAUGCGCACAAAAAUGACAAAACGAGGAAUAAUUUUGAUCUUCGCACGCUAAACUCUGCAUCAUUGUCUCAUUAGUGAUGCGCUAUCUUUACCAAGUGAUUAGUAACAUAACUUUUAUGCUUUGUACUACAAAGAGUUUCUAGCUUUGAAAUAAAUUAAGUCAUACCUCUUACGUCUCGUACGCACGAUGCAUCGGAGCGGUGCGACUUAUAGCAGCAGCUCAAUAUUUUCCUUCGCGUUUCCACUGUCUACAAGUGCCCUUCUCGUUGUAAGUGCGGAAAAAAAUCAUAUAUAAUAUAUAUUUAUAUUAUUUCUCAUAAAAAUACAACUGAUUUUGGUUUCAAUACAACUUCGUGCGUUUAUUUCUUAUAAAAAUACAACUGAUUUCAGACUUCAUUGUGUGAAUAUGAAAUGAAGCUAUAUAAAUUUUUCAGUUCAAAUGGACCGCGCUAACAAGUCUGAUAAUAAAAAAAACGUGAAUUUCUUUACAGAAUUUCUCAGUAAGGAUGCCUUUCUCUUAACUGUACUAUGUAAUAUUGUUACUUAGACAUGCUAUAUAUUGUACCAAUUCUGUUUUCGGCUCGAGAGGUAAUUUCUUGUUAAAAUCUUCCGUCUGAUGCGCGUGUCGUUGUCUGGCCUUUUUCAUUGAAAAAAUUGAGUUUUAAAAUAAUUCUGAUCGAUUUAGAAGCAUGUUAAUAAAGAAAGAAAAUAGUGUUAUGCAGUACCGAUUUUAUUGAAGAGUAUCCAUCAUCGGACUUUGAUUCGAAUGAAGUGACGAUGCAAGGUUUACUACUUUUCAUUGUUGAAAAUUGGAUGCAUACCAAAACACUUUAAAUUGGUGUUAUUCAUUGUUGAAAAGCACGUCUCCAAGCAUUGAGCUGAUAAGAACGGUAUGCCAAAUAGCCAGUUUUUGUAGACACAGGCAGUUUUUAUGGAAAGCUUCGACUAAUAGUCUAAAUUGCACGGCUUCUUGAAUCAGUGGGGAUUUUUAUUAUUACCGAUAUCAUGCGUGCGUGCCAGAGAAUUGUGCCGUAAUGACGACCUUGCUCUUUAGUGUCUGAUUAGUGUAACGACGAUUAUUUUUUUUGCCCAUGUUCAUUGAGACAGGAUUAUGGAAUAAUAAUAGAAGGAGAACUGUUCUCACAAUUUGUGAGCAUAUUUUAGUAUAUUCCAGCUGAUUUCAAUCAAACGUGAGUGUCAUUGUUCAUCCAUCAACUCAGAAAUGGCCAUCAUUCUUCGCACAUUAUGUUAGAAGUGAGCGUCAUUGUUUAGCCGUUGGGUGGAAAUAGCGCGACAUUGUUCAGGAUAACGCUUAAUUGAAGAUUUUAAUCAAAAUCGUUCUUCAAUAUGAUUUAUUACUCAGGCAUUACAAUUGCAAUACGUGUAAGGAUUAUUCGUCUCCAGACGUUGGAUUAACACGAUUUAAAACAUAUGCAAGACAUGCUCUAUACUAUGUAAUGUACAUUAUAAAGCGCUCGCGAAUUUCUUUUCUGCAACACUUCAUUCAAUUUAGUUUUGUACAAAAUACUAUACAAAAUUCCAGCAGAAUUUCUUAGCUUAUCAUUGCUAAAUCUCGUCGUUUUUUGCACUUUGUCUCCCCAUUCGGGAGAAUUGGCAUGAGUGUUUAAAGUUUUCUAUCCAGCUAUUCGUCUAAUUAUGCGAUAAGAAUGUUCCUAAGUUGCCCAUAGUCUGAAAAAUUAAGAGUAUUCCAAUCUGCCGUAAUACUCAGAAAACGAAAAUAACAAAAAAAAUUUGCGAUGCACAGCAAGUAUAUUUGUGAAAAGAAUAAUAGAGGGGACAAUCUCAAUAGGGGGUCAGUACACACUCGGCCACAACGAGCCCAGAAUGUUUACUAUUUUUAUGUGCAAAUUUAGUUGAAUGGUUUGCUCUUGGCUUAAGGUGGUGGAUGUUCAAAAUUCGUCUAGAAAGCGAAUUUAGUUUUUUAACAUGUUCUUCCUUUUGUUCGUUUAUUUAAUGCUUUUAUUGUUUGUUUUAUUUUAAAUUGUUUUCCUCAACUUGUGAGUGGUAGCUUAGUGUAUUUUGGGAUUUUUCUUUUAUUUUUUUCCUCAGCUUAACCAGUCAGUCAAACACCCAUUAGCGGUUUCAUUUCAUUUUCUUCCUAAAGCUCUGCUAAUGGCAUAUUUCCGUGGCUUUUGUUUUGCAGUUUUACUUCCUUUUGUUAAGAACUCUUAUUUAUUAUGUGGUUGUCUUUGUGUUACUCUACUUUUCAAUUUUUUAAUUCUAUAGAGGAUUUCUUAUUACUUUUUUUUUAAUUUUUAUUUUUCUCAUGCAUAAUUAGUAUAUGUAUAGACCAAUCAAUCAAUCAAUGAAUCAAUGAGUAAGACAAUAUAAA
This is a messenger RNA of Glossina fuscipes, 4255 nucleotides long. RefSeq names its product methionine-R-sulfoxide reductase B1 (gene SelR). NCBI's taxonomy places the organism in Eukaryota, Metazoa, Arthropoda, Insecta, Diptera, Glossinidae. Gene Ontology annotation, molecular function: peptide-methionine (R)-S-oxide reductase activity. The transcript is spliced from 4 exons. Gene Ontology annotation, cellular component: cytoplasm. Gene Ontology annotation, biological process: protein repair; response to oxidative stress. Bases 290 to 991 code for a protein of 233 amino acids. The record is from RefSeq and is a predicted model, not a curated record.